Molecule: messenger RNA, 1683 nt
Organism: Glycine soja
Lineage: Eukaryota; Viridiplantae; Streptophyta; Magnoliopsida; Fabales; Fabaceae
Product: protein ALP1-like
Exons: 2
Coding region: 324-1472 (382 amino acids)
Source: RefSeq, a predicted model, not a curated record
AAUAAUGAAUUGAAUGCAAUUGUUGAUGUCCAUUAGGAGAGAAACUAGCGGUCUCAUUGAACUUGGCCUGGCCUGGGCUGGCUAAUAUUCUUUGAUUCCCUUCACUUGACCAAUAUAUAUUACACCACGCGUUAGUUACUCACGUAUUCUGCUUCUUUCUUUCUCUCACCCUUGCUUGUUUAUGCUUUCCAACUUGCCCUUCCAUUCAUUCAUUAUAAUAAAUACUCGGGAAUUGGCACACACACCUCACACUUCUGUUUCUUCUUCUCGUUGCUGAUUAAUGGCUUUUGUGAUUGUGAUUGUGGUUUUCUGAAUAAUACUGAAUGGGUUCCAUCAGAGGGAUCAAGAAGAGGAAGAAGGCUGACAACAAAGAUGGCCAAGAUGCCUCUGCAACCUCAUUCGAUUGGUGGCAUCACUUCUCCCUCAGAAUCUCAGCUCGAUCUAAAAAUAUAGAGAAAUUUGAGUCUGUUUUCAAGAUCUCAAGGAAGACGUUCAACUAUAUAUGUUCUCUUGUGGAAGAAGACAUGGUGGCCAGAGCCUCAAAUUUUGUUGAUUUAAAUGGAAAUCGCUUGUCUUUGAAUGAUCAAGUAGCUGUAGCUCUCAGAAGGCUUAGCUCUGGUGAGUCAUUGUCAACCAUUGGUGACUCAUUUCGGAUGAACCAGUCAACUGUUUCCCAGGUAACAUGGAAAUUUGUGGAAACAAUGGAAGAAAGAGGGCUCCACCAUCUUAGUUGGCCUUCAACUGAAAUGGAAAUGGAAGAGAUAAAGUCCAAGUUUGAGAACAUAAGGGGCCUUUCUAAUUGUUGUGGUGCCAUUGACAGUACACACAUAAUGAUGACUUUGCCCUCUGUAGAUGCCUUGAAUAGCGUGUGGAUUGAUCGUGAGAAGAAUUGCAGCAUGGUGUUGCAAGCUGUUGUGGAUCCGGAUUUGAGAUUCCAUGACAUAGUUACUGGAUGGCCAGGAAGUAUGAGUGAUGAGCAAGUGCUUCGAAGCUCUUCUCUUUUCAAACUUGCUGAAGAAGGGAAGAGGUUGAAUGGGGGUAAGAAAACACUUCCAGAUGGAUCAGUGUUAAGGGAAUAUAUUAUAGGGGAUACAGGCUUUCCCCUUUUGCCAUGGCUUCUUACACCUUAUGAAGGUAAAGGACUGUCAGAUAUUCAAGUUGAGUUUAAUAAAAGGAUUGUUGAAACCCAAAUGGUGGCCAAGAAAGCAUUGGCUAGGCUGAAGGAUAUGUGGAAGAUAAUCCAAGGUGUUAUGUGGAAGCCUGAUAAGCACAAGUUACCAAGAAUUAUUCUUGUUUGCUGCAUACUGCAUAAUAUAGUUAUGGAUAUGGAGGAUGAAGUACAUAAUGAUAUGCUCUCUUGCCACCAGCAUGAUUCGAGAUAUCAAGACCAAACUAGUGAAUUUGCUGACAAUACUGCCAACAUUAUGAGAGAGAAGCUAUCUCUCUACUUAUCAGGCAAAAUGCCAACUUGAAAUAUCAUUUCUUCUGAUUGUUACAAUUGAAUUGGAGUUAUAUAAAAAUAGAUUUUUACUCUACCAUGUUCAUGUUAGUGGUUGACAACUAACUUGAACACAAAUAAAUUUUAGUUGCCUCUGCUUCAAUGUCUGCUCAAGGAGGAGGAUACUUAUUCUACUUCUGGUUGCAUGAGCUAUUUGCUUGGUAGUUAGUUGAGUUAGUUAUGUC